AUGUCGACCAACCUCGAUGCGCAGCCGACGAGGCUAUGGAUAGCAAGACGGACCCUGGGAAUCUGGCUUCUUCUUCUCGUGGUUGUCUUAUGGACAACCUCGAAUUUCCUAGGAAGUACUAUCUUCGCCGACAAUACAUAUGCGAAGCCUUUCUUCGUAACAUACCUGAACACCUCACUCUUUACAUUGCCUCUCUUCACCAUUUUGCUCAGUCGCACGUUUGGUCUGUGGCGUGCCAACAAGCUUGGGCGGGUUGACUCGUUCCGGGGCUGGCUGCAACAUAUGGACUCCGCUGAUUCGGCUUCCCCCGACGAGGUGCGAGUCUUGCGCCGUGUAUCGGUUGAUGAUGAGGCCCGGGGUAGCGGUGACUAUGAUGGCGCGCGGUAUCUACCAAAGGGCCAGGGCGAACACGAGAAGCUGGGAUUGAAAGAAACUGCGAAGUUGAGCUUCCAAUUCUGUCUGCUUUGGUUCACAGCAAAUUACUUUGCAAUGGCUUGUCUUCAGUACACGACUGUUGGGAGUACUACUAUCUUGACUUCAACUAGCGGUGUUUGGACACUGAUCUUCGGAGCCUGUCUGCGUGUUGAGAAGUUCACGGCCCGAAAAGCCCUCGGGGUCCUCGCCUCUCUUAUCGGAAUUAUCCUGAUUUCGCGUGUCGAUCUCUCAAAACCAGACACUGAUACAUCCUCACCCACAGCGGACAACGGAUCCGGUACAUUCCCUCACAAGACGCCCGCCGAGAUCGCCCUCGGUGAUGCGAUGGCUGCCUUCAGCUCAGUGAUUUACGGCGUUUACACGAUCGUGAUGAAGAAGCAGGUAGGCGAUGAAUCGCGUGUGAACAUGUCACUUUUCUUCGGUCUUGUCGGCUUCUUCAACUUCAUUAUGAUGUGGCCUGGUUUCUUCAUCCUGCACUGGACCGGCGUUGAGUUGUUUUCGUUCCCGGAGACAAGGCGGGUGUGGACUAUCGUUCUGGUCAAUUCCCUCGCUUCUUUCCUUUCCGAUAUUGCUUGGGCUUAUGCCAUGCUUCUUACCACGCCUCUGGUGGUUACGGUUGGUCUUAGUCUGACGAUUCCCUUGUCAUUGGUUGGGCAGAUCGUUCUUCAAGGACAUUAUGCAAGUGCAUUGUACUGGGUUGGUGCGGCAAUUGUUUUCUUGUCGUUCGUGGUGGUCAAUCAUGAGAGUAAAGUCUUGGAAGAUUCCACUUCUACAGAGGGAUUAAGGUCAUCAUCCUCUGGGGAAUAUGAAAGUAUUCCCAACGAAGAAGUUCGGUGA
Penicillium verhagenii is the source of this 1272-nucleotide messenger RNA. Its product is annotated as DMT family transporter. The record is from RefSeq and is a predicted model, not a curated record. Gene Ontology annotation, cellular component: membrane. Gene Ontology annotation, biological process: regulation of peptide transport. Bases 1 to 1272 code for a protein of 423 amino acids. The transcript is spliced from 5 exons. Lineage: Eukaryota; Fungi; Ascomycota; Eurotiomycetes; Eurotiales; Aspergillaceae.